ACUAGAGAAUCUAGGAUCCACCUUGGGAUCCACGGUUCCCGCCUUGUUCCUGGUUGACGUUCUCACGAAUCUUGAGAGUUCUUGAGAGUCCGAGCUGAAUCACCUCGGGAUUGUCGCUCCAUCUCCCGUUUGCCCCUUUGGGUUGGAAUCUGCAGAAGUCUCAGAGAGGAAGCCGGCCUGCAUCUCUCUCUCGCUUACGUCUAUACGAGCCUGCGACCUGCGAUUCGCACCGCCAUGGUUUCCGUUUUGCGACUUCCUGUCACGUCCGUCGCGUCUUCAGCCGUUGGUUCGUCGAACCCCGGCCUCCGAUCCGCGUCCUCUCGCACCGUCGCCUCGCCAGCAUCCUUCGUACCUUUCCGCGUGCCUCUCGGCGCUCCUCUCCCCGUUUCUCGCUCCCCUUCACGAUCUCACCGCGCGGCUGACCGUCAGUCCGUGCGAUCGAUGGCGACAGACGCAGCAGCGACCCUCCCCGCGAAGAGCGGCGAAAUCCUGCCUGGCGAGCCGUUACCAGAGGGCUACGAAAAGAUGGAUCCGUAUUCGCUGAUCCCGGCGAGGCGGUGCGGCGUUCUGGUGCAUCCCACGUCGCUGCCCGGCCCGCACGGCAUUGGCGACUUCGGGCCCGGCGCGUUCAAGUUUCUGGAUUGGCUGGAGUCCACGGGAUGCACGAUCUGGCAGGUGCUGCCUCUGGUGCCGCCAGGCAGGAAGUCAGGUGAAGACGGCAGUCCCUAUGCUGGCCAGGACGCCAACUGCGGCAACACGCUGCUGCUGUCGCUCGACCUGCUCGUGCAAGACGGCCUCCUAGAGCCGUCUGACCUCCCUCCUACUCGUCCCGUGCAGCGGGUGGACUACAAGCAGGUCAUCAGGGACAAGGAUCCCGCCGUUGCCAAGGCGGCGAGGGCACUGGUGAGGAGCAAGGGCAAGCUCAAGGAGGACUUUGACGCCUUCAGACAAGCGCCCACCAUUUCUGCAUGGCUGGAGGAGGCCGCCCUCUUCAGCGCCAUCGACGGCGAGCAGGGGGUGGAGUUCUGGUGGCUGUGGCCCAAGGAGCUGCGGGACAGAGAGCCGCAGGCCAUCGCUGCUGCUAAAGAGAGGCACAGAGAAUACAUUGACGAGUUUGCCGCCCAGCAGUUUCUGUUCCAGCGGCAGUGGCAGGCGCUGCAUCGCCAUGCGAACAGCAAGGGCAUCCGGAUCAUGGGCGACAUGCCCAUCUACGUGGGCGGCCACAGCGCCGACGUGUGGGCCAACCCGGAGCAAUUCAUGCUGGACCCUGAAACCCGCAAGCCCACGCUUGUGAGUGGCGUGCCGCCCGACGCCUUCAGCGCCACGGGGCAGCUGUGGGGCAGCCCUCUGUACAACUGGCCCGCCAUGGCCAAGGACGGGUACUCGUGGUGGGCCAAGCGCAUGCGGAGGGCGUUCGACCUGUACGAUGAGUUCCGCAUCGACCACUUCCGUGGGCUGGCAGGGUACUGGAGCAUCCCGGCGGACUCAGAGACCGCCAUGAACGGAACCUGGACGAUGGGGCCGCGCAAGGCGUUCUUUGAGGCGAUUCAGAAGGCAGUGGACAAACCCAUCGACAUUGUGGCAGAGGAUUUGGGUGUGAUCACAGUGGAUGUGGUUGAUCUGCGUCGCGAGAUUGGCGCUCCCGGAAUGGCAGUCCUGCAGUUCGCCUUUGGCAGUGACGCCAAGAACCCCCAUCUGCCACACAACCAUGAGCAGAACCAAGUGGUCUAUCCUGGGACUCAUGACAAUGACACGGUCGUUGGCUGGUGGGAGGGGAUUCCCGAGUGGGAAAAGAACAAUGUGCGCGUGCUGCUGGGGCUGACGCCCGAGCAGGAGAAGGAGAUCCAGUGGGCGAUCAUCCGGGCGGCAGUGUCGUCUGUAGCGCGCACCACGGUGAUUGCGCUGCAGGACGUGAUGGGGUUGGAUAACAGUGCCCGCAUGAACGUGCCUGCUGUGCAGGCGGGCCAGUGGGGCUGGAGGGCGGGCGAGUCAGGCCUAUUUGACUCCCUCGAUGCAGAAGCGGCGCGGCUGCGGAUGCUGCUGGUGGCGUUCAACCGAGCGGCGCCCCUGCCGGGUAACUGGACGGCCUUCUGGCGCUUCCUGCAGCGCCGAGAGGCCGCGCUCUUCGCCCCACCUCUCUCUGAAACCCCCCCUGCUGCUCCCUCCGUGAAGACAAGUGACAAGUGACAAGUGGCGCUGUCUACAUCUGCACGGACUCAUUCGGCUCGGCAUUCACCAGCUCUUCGUCGUCUCUUGGCAUCAAGCGGUCCCAACCCAACCCACGGCUCGGGCAGCCUUGAAAAUUUCCAGUGCUUUUUCUCAUCCCCCGCCCUCCAAUGUUCCAGGCGGGCCAGUGGGGGUGGAGGGCGGGGGAGGAGGGGCUGUUUGCAGGGCUCGGGGAGGAGGCGAGCAGGCUGAGAGCCAUGCUGGGGGCUUUCAAUAGAGGGGCACCUGUGGUGGCGGUGGAAGACGAGGCAGGUGGGGUGGAGGAAGGUCCAGGUGGGGAGGAAGGGGAAGGGGUAGUGGUAGGUUUGAAGGGUGAUGCAGCUACUGUGGUGGUGGGGGAAUAGGAGCAGCGAACUUGGGCAGCUGUGAAUGGUGAGAGGGUAGGACACUGGGUAGUAGAAUGAAGGAGCCCCCUGUGAAAUCUCUAUCACACAGAGCACCAAUGAGUUUUGUGGUUAGCAAGUAGUAGUGUUUUUGGCUGGUACUUCAGCUAAGCAAUAAAAACAUCCUACCAUUACACUGGAUAAUUUGGUGUCCAUUGGAUAGCAAGGCUC
Closterium sp. NIES-67 is the source of this 2780-nucleotide messenger RNA. Lineage: Eukaryota; Viridiplantae; Streptophyta; Zygnematophyceae; Desmidiales; Closteriaceae. The record is from the annotation of a GenBank genome assembly.